CUUGGAGUCAAGAAACACAGGGUUCAACUACUUCAAGAAAGUGGGAGAAAGCAGGAUACAACGGAUCUCGAGGCUUUGAAGAGAAGAAAUAACACAAACAACAAAAUGUGCACCUACCACUACCUCCACCACCACCACAUCCCUCCUUGCCCAAAAGACCUCUACUUCGUAAUCCACUACCUCUUCUGCUCCGACGCCACCAUCGACUUCACCACCGGCAACCGCCAACCCUGCAACAACGCGAUCUACGACGACUCCCACCUUGCGUCCACAGCCAUGUCCAACAGCAUCUCAACCCUCUCCACUUCCCCAACCUCCUCUCAAUCUUCGGCAUCAACCACAUCCUACUACUCCGACGACGGCACUCCCUUUUCCGUUGACUACACUUCCUUGUAUUCCUCCACCGCCUCCAUAUCCCCCACCCAGCAACAACAACACACACAACCGCAGACCAUGGACUUCAACAACCCCUGCGCAUCCUCCACCUGCCUGACCAGCCUCGAGUGUGUGGAGGCAAAGGGAAUGAGUAUGCGUGGUGUAAAGCACGGCCGGGGCUGGUAAGAGGGGCGGAUCCGGAUAUGGUUUGUUAUCAUGUUGUUUGUGUUGGGUGUGGAGCGACGGGGAUUUCAGAGAAGGGGAAGGGGAAGGGGAGGCGAUAGAUUGAGGAGAUGGGAGAAGAGACGGUGUGAAGUGCACUGCACAUAUAGUUGGCACGUAGGGUGAAGGGAACAAUACACGUGAGGAAAAGUGACACUUGGUAGGUCUGUGUUGUAG
This is a messenger RNA of Neurospora tetrasperma FGSC 2508, 774 nucleotides long. RefSeq lists its product as uncharacterized. Bases 106 to 561 code for a protein of 151 amino acids. The record is from RefSeq and is a predicted model, not a curated record. The transcript has 2 exons. Lineage: Eukaryota; Fungi; Ascomycota; Sordariomycetes; Sordariales; Sordariaceae.